AUGGUGGAGAGGGUGACUGAGCUGGCUUAUUUCGGGUCUGCUGGUAUCUUGAAGAGGAGAGACUGGUUGUCAUACUUGAGGCAGCAGUGUGAGCAGCAGUGUGAGCAGCAACGUCAGCAGCAGUGUCAGCAGCAGUGUGAGCAGCAGCAGUGUGAGCAGCAGUGUGAGCAGCACAGCAGCAGUGUGAGCAGCAGUGCGAGCAGCAGUGUCUGCAGCAGUGUCAGCAGCAGUGUCAGCAGCAGCAGUGUGAGCAGCAGUGUCAGCAGCAGCAGUGUGAGCAGCAGUGUCAGCAGCAGUGUCAGCACCAGCAGUGUGAGCAGCAGCAGUGUCAGCAGCAGUGUCUGCAGCAGUGUCAGCAGCAGUGUGAGCAGCAGCAGUGUGAGCAGCAGUGUCAGCAGCAGCAGUGUCAGCAGCAGUGUCAGCAGCAGUGUCAGCAGCAGUGUGAGCAGCAGCAGUGUGAGCAGCAGUGUCAGCAGCAGCAGUGUCAGCAGCAGUGUGAGCAGCAGCAGUGUCAGCAGCAGUGUCAGCAGCAGCAGUGUCAGCAGCAGCAGUGUGAGCAGCAGUGUCAGCAGCAGCAGUGUGAGCAGCAGUGUCAGCAGCAGUGUGAGCAGCAGCAGUGUGAGCAGCAGUGUCAGCAGCAGUGUGAGCAGCAGCAGUGUGAGCAGCAGUGUCAGCACCAGCAGUGUGAGCAGCAGCAGUGUCAGCAGCAGUGUGAGCAGCAGCAGUGUGAGCAGCAGCAGUGUCAGCAGCAGUGUCAGCAGCAGUGUCAGCAGCAGUGUGAGCAGCAGCAGUGUGAGCAGCAGCAGUGUCAGCAGCAGUGUGAGCAGCAGCAGUGUCAGUAGCAGCAGUGUCAGCAGCAGUGUGAGCAGCAGCAGUGUCAGCAGCAGUGUGAGCAGCAGCAGUGUCAGCAGCAGUGUCUGCAGCAGUGUCAGCAGCAGUGUGAGCAGCAGCAGUGUCAGCAGCAGUGUGAGCAGCAGCAGUGUCAGCAGCAGCAGUGUCAGUAGCAGCAGCAGUGUCAGCAGCAGUGUCAGUAGCAGCAGCAGUGUCAGCAGCAGUGUCAGCAGCAGUGUCAGUAGCAGCAGCAGUGUCAGCAGCAGUGUCAGCAGCAGUGUCAGCAGCAGCAGUGUCAGUAGCAGCAGCAGUGUGAGCAGCAGUGUCAGCAGCAGCAGCAGUGUCAGUAGCAGCAGCAGUGUCAGUAGCAGCAGUGUGAGCAGCAGUGUGAGCAGCAGCAGUGUCAGCAGCAGUGUCAGCAGCAGCAGCAGUGGGCUGCUGACAGAAACAUUGGGAAACGGGCAGCGACAAGGUUUCAAGACCACAGAAUUGCAGGGAUGGAAAGAGAUGAUGACGAGCCAAACCAAUGGGCUGCUUGUCAGCAGAGGAGCCCCAGGGAGCUACAAGCAGUUAGGGCCCCGGGUCCCACACCCAAAGCCUGUAAGAAUAGGCCUGUUUAGGAGCAAGGGCCCCACCACCCAUGGCACGGAAGCUGUAAGACUGGCUCGCAUCUACGGUUGUCAGCAGCGUCUUUGA
Peromyscus eremicus (cactus mouse) is the source of this 1527-nucleotide messenger RNA. RefSeq lists its product as uncharacterized. The transcript is spliced from 4 exons. NCBI's taxonomy places the organism in Eukaryota, Metazoa, Chordata, Mammalia, Rodentia, Cricetidae. Bases 1 to 1527 code for a protein of 508 amino acids. The record is from RefSeq and is a predicted model, not a curated record.